This is a messenger RNA of Crotalus tigris (Tiger rattlesnake), 279 nucleotides long. It is a transcript of the gene HRK, whose product is annotated as harakiri, BCL2 interacting protein. The record is from RefSeq and is a predicted model, not a curated record. The coding region runs from base 1 to 279 and encodes 92 amino acids. The transcript has a single exon. NCBI's taxonomy places the organism in Eukaryota, Metazoa, Chordata, Lepidosauria, Squamata, Viperidae.
AUGUGCCCCUGCGCCCUGCCCGGCCGCCCCCCGGCCGGCUGUCUCUGCAGCAACGGCCAGGGCCAGGGCCACGGCGGGGGAGGCGGCGGCGGCGGCAGCCCGGGCAGGGCGCGCGUCUCCGGAGCGCAGCUCACCGCGGCGCGCCUCCAGGCCAUCGGCGAUGAGCUGCAGGCGCGGAGGGCGGCGCGGAGCCGCCGCGCCUCGGCCGGCACCGGCCUGGCCACGUCCUUGGCGCUGCUGGCCGCCCUGGCCUGGCUGAGCCGCCGGGGCCGCAUGUAG